AUGUCAUUCGGUGUGCAAUUUAGUCACUUCUUAAUUGUUGCCUGCCACCGCUCAAUUCUGUCCCAUCGAUGUCGCCAAGUAUCAUUACCACAUUUCAUCCGCUCCUGGUAUGCAAAUGUUGAGGCACGGAGGAGACUCCAGGAGGUAACAAAACUGUGUAGCCCUCGAGUCGACGAAGCAUUUCGGAGCCUUUUCUAG
Molecule: messenger RNA, 198 nt
Organism: Purpureocillium lilacinum
Lineage: Eukaryota; Fungi; Ascomycota; Sordariomycetes; Hypocreales; Ophiocordycipitaceae
Source: RefSeq, a predicted model, not a curated record